Pieris macdunnoughi is the source of this 318-nucleotide messenger RNA. Lineage: Eukaryota; Metazoa; Arthropoda; Insecta; Lepidoptera; Pieridae. The record is from the annotation of a GenBank genome assembly.
AUGUCAUUAGUCCUUGACAUGUGUCAAACGUUGGACAUCCAAGAUGGCCGUGUCCCACUUCGUCUUAUUUGUUUAUUAUUUAGAGUGAACAUUCCAGAAUUUCUUCAGUGUAUUGCCAAUAGACAUAUAGCUCGCAGAGGUCCCGAUAACUUAGAUAAGAUUGUGGUGACCGGUAGAGUGGAUAUCACGAGACCCCAAAGCCGAUUCCAUACUCUAUGGACCGACGAAGUAAAGCUUACAGGCCUUAAUAUUACACAGCGGCGGAGGCUUGACGGGGAAAUGGGGCAAGAUAUGCGACACCAACUCGACCUUCAGUAA